CGGCCAUGGCGCGCGCUGCUCGCGGGGCCGCCGCCGCAGCCGCCGCCGUUUCGAGCGACCGUUAGCCUGAGGUGAGGUGGACACUCCGCCCGCCCGCCCGCCGGUCAGUCAGUCAGCAGUUGACUCACCCAGUGACAUUAAAGUCGUACAUCAUGACUACGGAAGUGGUUGAUGACGAGGUGGCGUUCUACUCUAAAGCCCAGAAGUACUGGAAAAAUAUUCCUCCGACAGUGGAUGGCAUGUUGGGGGGCUAUGGGCACAUUUCCAACAUAGAUAUUAACUCCUCUAAGAAGUUCCUUCAACGAUUUGUUGGGGACGGCGCUGGCAAAGUGGGGGCUAAUUUGGCACUGGACUGCGGCGCGGGCAUUGGAAGGAUAACUAAGCGUCUGCUGCUGCCCAUGUUCAAAAAGGUUGACAUGGUGGACGUGACUGAGAGCUUCCUGGCCAAGGCUAAAGUGUUCCUGGGGGAAGACGGAAAGCGCGUGGAGAACUACUUCUGCUGCGGCCUCCAGUUCUUUGCCCCACAGUCCCAGCGCUAUGACGUCAUCUGGAUCCAAUGGGUAAUAGGACACCUGACGGACGAGCACCUCACCCAGUUCCUGAAGAGAUGCAAAAAGGGUCUUCGGUCAAACGGAAUCAUCUGCAUCAAGGACAACGUGACCCAGGAAGGCCUGGUGAUGGACGAGGUGGACAGCAGCGUGUGCCGGGACCUCGGGACCCUCCGCAAAAUCAUCAAACUGGCGGGGCUCAGCAUGCUGGCCGAGGAGAAGCAGGACAACUUCCCCGAUGAGAUUUACCAGGUGUACAGCCUCGCCAUGAGGCCCAGCUAACCAUUCAUAAAGAGCAGCGUUUGUAAGCAGAGCUCCUGUGUCUGAGCUUGGGGGGAGGGGAGGGGAAUCCACAGAACAUCACAUCAAACACUGAACAGAAGCACACAACUCUCGCUGCCUGCCUUUGGCUGGAUCAAUCUUUCCAAUGACUGGACUAAUCUGUGAGCAAGGGCACAAACUGAGGUCCUGAACUCUCCAUAAUGGUGAGCGAUAACUAGCUUGUCAUGCCAAAAAAAAAACUCAUUUGCCUUCAGUUUAAUCUGAGCCUCGGUCUGUCAUUUUUAGGAGAUUCUUAUUUUCAAACUUCACUUCCCUGAUUCACUCUAGGUUAAAUCUGCACUGAAAACGCCCAAUCACUCUCAAUGGAAAAGAACCCUGGAACGCUUCCAUUAUUUCUGUUGGCUUCUCUUCUCCUCUCUUGCCAAGCUGCACUUCCAAACCCAGAGGUUACCAGGUAACUUGCUCCCAGGCUGUUCCAGAUGCUGAGAUGACCAAUUUAAUGAGUUUCCUUUCCUUCAUGCCUGGUGCCCUGACAGAGAUCAGGAAGCUUGUAUUGAGGAGAAUGAAGCCAGCAUCAGUGCAGAGGGUUCAACAAUUCUUGAGAUCUUAUGGCAUUCCCCUCUGCAGCCCCUGGCUGGGGUGCUGUGAGAGUGAACAUUCUAAAUUUCAGGAGGAUCCUGUACUGCUGCUGCCUCAGAGCUUGGGUCCCACUUUUAAACGGCACAAUUUAUCACAUUAUAAUAACUUAUUGUUUAAAAAAAACCAAAGCCACCUCUGCUUUUCAGGAAUUAAAA
Callorhinchus milii (elephant shark) is the source of this 1624-nucleotide messenger RNA. RefSeq names its product N-terminal Xaa-Pro-Lys N-methyltransferase 1 (gene ntmt1). Gene Ontology annotation, cellular component: cytoplasm. Lineage: Eukaryota; Metazoa; Chordata; Chondrichthyes; Chimaeriformes; Callorhinchidae. Gene Ontology annotation, biological process: N-terminal protein amino acid methylation. The record is from RefSeq and is a predicted model, not a curated record. Bases 153 to 830 code for a protein of 225 amino acids. Gene Ontology annotation, molecular function: N-terminal protein N-methyltransferase activity. The transcript is spliced from 4 exons.